Macrosiphum euphorbiae (potato aphid) is the source of this 906-nucleotide messenger RNA. Lineage: Eukaryota; Metazoa; Arthropoda; Insecta; Hemiptera; Aphididae. The record is from the annotation of a GenBank genome assembly.
AUGCACUUAGUUUGCUUGGGAGUUGUGCGAAAAUUAAUUAUUCUUUGGCAAAAUAAGGGACCAAAGACUGUUCGGUUGCCUAGUUGGAAAAUUAGAAAAAUUACAAAUUCUCUUUUGACACUAAAAACUUUUGUAACUAAUGAUUUUCCACGAAAACCAAGGGCUAUAGAAGAUGUAGCUCGUUGGAAGGCAACUGAAUUCCGUCAGUUUUUGUUGUACACAGGACCAGUAGUUUUAAAAAACAUCUUAUCUAGUGACUGUUAUGAAAAUUUUAUGGCCUUAAGUAUUUCAAUGAGAAUACUUUUAAGCCCCAACUAUAAGCAAUAUGUUGAGUAUGCUCGCAAACUUCUUGUUUAUUUUGUUAAAUCUUUUGAACAGAUCUAUGGAAGUCAGUUUAUGUCAUACAAUUUUCAUAGUCUAAUUCAUUUACCUGAUGAUUAUAUUAGAUUUGGGCCACUCGAUUGUUGUAGUGCGAUCCCUUUUGAAAAUUAUAUGAAGGAUUUAAAAAAUAUGCUCCGUAAAAAUGAAAAACCUUUACAACAAGUUGUUCGACGUUAUGAAGAAAAAUGUAAAAGUGGAAACAUAGAGCAUAAUAGUGAUAUCAAAAAAGUUAAAUUUACUACCAAAGAGCCAAAUUGUUAUUUUUCAACUCAAAGUGGUGAAAUAGUAAAAAUAACUGAAAUUGUAUCACCAAUGACUUCCAAUAAUAAAAUCUUUAUUGGAAAAAUAUUUUUAAAUCAGGAAGAAAUGUUUGUUAGCCCUGUAAAAUCAUCAAAGCUAAACAUUUAUAACGUAAAUAAUCUUUCUCAAAAUGUAUAUAAAUGGGAUUUUUCUGAUAUUAAAAUGAAAAUGAUGAUUUUUCAUUUUGAGGGUUUAGUUACGGCUAUACCAAUUAUUCAUUCUUAA